GUGAGUUGCUGCUACGAUUGAAGAGAUCAGGUGGGAGGUGUUUGUUCUUUGGUUGCGGUCCUCCCCUGACUCAUUGCACAAAUGUCACACAGCAGGUAUGAAUAGGAGAGCUGCCACACUGAGAAAUUUUUAAAUGGCAUGUUUGAUUUCUGCGAACUAUUUAAAGAUGGGUCAUCAUCACUGAUACGAGCGCGCUCUGCAGAGGAACAUGGAUGUACCUCGUCUUUGAACUGCUCUCAUAGUGGAUGCUGAGCAGGUGAGUUCACUGGGAUCUGAGGGCGAGGAUGAGGUGGGCAUGUGGAGCCUGGAGCCCCAGGACUGCCAGGAGAGCCUGGACAAGACAAGCCUGACACCCAGCGAGGGGACGGAGGAGCCCGGCAGCCCUGCUCGCUCCACGAGGCCGCACAGCCUCAGCCUCAGCCCCGCCAGCAGGAACUACUGGCCGCAGGUGGAGCAGGAGGCCGAGGCCGCAGAGGACGCCGCCACCUCAUCCACCGCUGACAGGGAGGGAGACCAGGAACCUCUGAGGAUGUACUGUAAGAGAUCAGACUCCCAGAAUUCCUUGGAGGACCUGGCCCACUAUGAAUUUCUGGCCCAGUUGAGGAAGGCUUCUACCUCAUCCAGUCUCUUGGACCAUCUGAGCCACAAUGGCACGGCAGCAAUGUACCACCCGGGCGGCAGACACGACGAGCUGCCGCCCGCCAUCUGGUCACCGGGAGCUCAGCACCGCUCACCUGAGGGAGCAGAUGCAGGGAGGAGCCAGCAGGCCUGUCCGUUCUGCCAAAUGAUGUACCAGCGUGGAGCCUCUCUGAGGGACCACAUCAAGUACUGUCAGGAGAGGGAGGGGGGCCACAUGGUCUGUCCGCUCUGUGGAUACACUGCCACCCUUAGGUCACAGAUGGAGCAGCACCUGGCUCUUCAUAACCAAAUGCAGGACAAGAGUGUCAUGAGUUUGGAUCAAGGCGUUGAGACCAGGAAGUUCAAAUGUCUGCAGUGUGGGAAAGCAUUCAAGUACAAACACCACCUCAAAGAGCAUCUCCGCAUCCACAGCGGUGAGAAACCCUACGAGUGCUCCAACUGCAAGAAGCGUUUCUCUCACUCUGGCUCCUACAGCUCCCACUUAAGCAGCAAAAAGUGCCUGAGUGGUGGAGGAAACGGAGGAGGAAACGCGGGAGGAAGUAGCAGCGGCGCAUUUAAUGGACACAGGCAAAGCUCCUACCACCACUCGUUUCCAACGUCUCCUUCUGCAGGCGCGGGGAGAAACAGUACUGACAAGGGCUCUCCGUUGGCUUCACAUUCCCAAGAUCACAGCGGGCCUCUGUGUCGAGCACCAGAGGAUCCUCACCAGCUUUCACUGCAGGACCCAAACCUCAACCCCACGGGCUUCCCCAGAGCGUCGGACCUGGCUCGGCUUUGGGACCCCUCGGCAGAGCUCUCGUUGAGGGCCAACAUACUAAAAGGGACUACCCUGCUGCCUUAUCUGCACUCUGGGACCAAGUUUGAACAGAUGCUGCAGGAGAUGCUUCACAGGGAGGUGAAGAAAGAUGAGGAGACGGACAGAGGAGGAGGAGGAGGAGGUGCAACGGAGGAAAGGAAGGUGAUUUACAACGGGGGAGGGCCUGACAGGAAGGUGUCGUCCGACAGAAGAAGAGAGGCAGUGAGGUCAGGUGAAGGGGAGAGAGGUGUGCUCGGGGUGACGUGUCGAUGGUGCUCCCAGCUUUUUCCCAACGUGGCGGUGCUCCUGCAGCAUGAGCGCUACCUCUGUAAGAUGAACCGAGAGGCGGUGGAGGUGCCCGAGGGGCUUCGCAGCAAAGACCACCCCUCACCGCCUUUAUUCUUCCCCAGAUCUGCUCUCCAACUGGAGAACAGCAAACCAAGUGAAGUAACCAACGGAAACAAAUCGCCGUUACAGAAGCCCAGCUGGCACUCUUUACCGCAGCAGCUUCUGGUGGCAAUGCACUCCCCCCCACAGCCCCUCCACGACGCCCUGUCCUCACGAGCCUUCUGGUCCAGCCAGGAAAAGGGAAGCCCAAGCCAACCAAUGAACCACUCCCCAGAGCUGUCAUCCCCUCGAGUCAGGAGGAGGGUUCCCUCUUCAGGAUUCGGUUCUCCGGUCUGCCUGGACCUCACCAGCUGUCCUCCCGAACUGACUUCCCCUCAGAACCACACCAGCAGCCACUGGUCUGCACAGAACGAGCCUCUGGACCUCUCCCUGCCCAAGCAGCUCUCAGACCGGGAGGGGAGGAACAAAACUGUAAACGGCAAUUCAGCCAGAGGAGAGAGGAGAGAGCAGCAACUUAGGAGACCCAGUCCAACUUCACAUCUCGCCCUUCACCACCACCAUCACCCGGUCUAUGGCGGGGCCGGAGCUCCUCUGUUUCCAGGUUCCUUAUAUAAUGGAUUUCCUAUCUUCAACCAGUCUGGUUUAGGGCUUUCAGGACAUGAUGGCAUCGCAGCGAUUCCGUUCAGCCAGUCACCUAAUAGCCCGGGGUUUCUCUCUCCUAUGGCUUUCAUGAUGGAGGCGGACGCAGAGGCGACGCUGAAAAAGAUCCACCAGGAGAGACAAGCUCUCAUGGGUGAGGUGUUAAGCCGUGGAGCUCUGGACUACCUCUCUCUCAUGGAUGAUGGACUGGAGGGAGAAGGAGGACCAGGGAGGAAAAGACUGAAGAAGACAGAUGAGGGGCUUUACGCGUGUGACAUUUGUGAAAAAACCUUUCAGAAGAGCAGCUCUCUGCUCCGACACAAAUACGAGCACACAGGUAAGCGUCCUCAUGAGUGCAAGAUCUGCAACAAGGCCUUCAAGCACAAGCAUCAUCUGAUCGAGCACAGUCGGCUGCACUCCGGAGAGAAACCCUACCAAUGUGACAAGUGUGGCAAGCGUUUCUCUCACUCCGGCUCGUACUCCCAGCACAUGAACCACCGCUACGCCUACUGCAGCAAAGACCAGGAUCCGGACCAAGACCAAGAGGAGAUGCCUCUCACCCCGGGGGCGGGCGGCAGCCUCGGGGGCCGCCUCGCCGACGAGACCCCUCUGUCCAUCGAGGACACCCAAACCGCGCACUCCUUCCUCAGCGAUUCCAGUCUGGAUGGAGCUGCAGAGGCCCUCAAGGAAGAGGAGGAGGAGGAGGAAGACGUGGGAGUUAGUGAUGGUCGUGUGGAAGAGGCACAUGUGGGUUUGUCUGGUGUGGUGGAGGAGCUGGGAGGUAGCCCCAUCCGAGGAUCACCUACAGGGGAGAACCGAGUGCAAAAUGAGAGAAAUGGUUACGACGUGGGAAACCAUAUUGAUGAUGCAGAAAGACAAUUCUGGGACAGAGACACUGAGGACCAGAAUGGAGACUUGGACAAAUGUGAACUGAACCUGGAUAUAACAGAUUUACCCAGAAUAAAAACUUAAACUGACUUUAACAAGCCAAUACAAUGCAUAUACUAUAUAUAUAAUAAGACUUUUGAUACACUUUUUCUCUCAUAUACAGUAUAUAUAUAAAACAGCUCCACUGAUUUUUUUUUUUUAUACUAAUUUUUACAUGAAGAAAUGCACAGAACUGCCAAAGCAUAGACGGCCUUAAAGCGGAUGAAGCCAUACAAACAAAAUAUAUGUGACAAAACAAAUUAUAGUAUUUUAUCAUGCAAAAUAGACUUGAUAUAGCUUCAGGGCCUUUUGUUUGUUUGUUUUAAUUGUUUUUUUGUUUGCCAGAACAGCUGAAACACAUUUGGGUUGACUCAUUGGAUUUCAUGUCACACAUCCAGAUGUGACAAUCUAAUUUUUUUAUACGCUUGCUGCUGCUGACUGUUGCACAACCCAUAAAGAAGAGGCCUUUGUAUUUUUAUAUCCAGGAUCCAGUUUACUUUGUUUGAAACAUUUUUACUGUUCACAUGUAGGUGCACACGACCAGUGAGUGGGUUGAGAAACCAAGAAGGAAAGAAUGGAAAGACAUGUCUGUUACUUUAGCAUGCCGUCACAGUUAGAGCUUCAAUAUCAAUCAGAAUCGCUGGAUGCUCAGUUAUUUAUUCUUCCUCAUAAGUGAAAGUAACAUUCGAUAUCCUGUGGUAUUAUCUCAUACAAAUCCUUACCUCUAUUUUAAGACAUGAGCAAUAUCUUUGUCAAAUGUUUUACAUGGCAAUACACACAUGCAGCUAUUACUUUGUCCCAAAGCCAUUCAUUCAUGCUGUGAAAUCACAAGGUACAACCAGCUCAUCUUUUCAGGUUAACUAUGGUGCUCAGUGGCUUCGACUUAUUCUAUUUAGUAGUUUAGAGUGAGCAGUAAAAAGAGGAAGUACCGGAAGGUGUUUAUUUAUUUUUUUUAAACAAAAAAAGCAGUGUCAUUUCUGCAUCUCUGUAUGUUACAGAGGGUAAAAGAUUAAGUCAGUUUUCCUUUGAGGGAGCAAUUCAAACCUGCACUGUCUCACGGUUUGUGUAAUAAUCACACACAGCUGCUUUAUUUAAUUUGAUGCUAAAAUAUCCUCCUAUUUCUCGUAAUAAUUUAAAAGUGCUACAGCCUGUUUUCUCACCCCUAGAAAAAAACAAUAAUGUGUCACACAUUUGGGCUCGUCUUGUUGAGGUGUGGCGUGAGGGUCAAGACUCAGGACACAUACAUUUAACUUCCUCUUUCUGACUGCGGUGUAGUCAAUGUGAAAAGUACCUCAGAUGUACUGUGAGUAAUCCGACAGAGCCUUGGUACGACGAGAUAAGACGGUGGUGCAUGAGGUGUGACUAAGCUCGUAGCACUCAUGCAUACCGUGCGCCAAAGACACUUCUUGGUCAUAAUGUGUGUGUGUGUGUGUGUGUGUGUGUUUAUCACCAAAGCUAUGCAUAUGUGACACGCCAACUGCCACCCUAUUCGUGCGUACUUCCUUACCUGUUAUUUCUAGGUCAAGAAGUGUUUUAUCUUCACUCAGCGUCUGCACACUUUCUUUUUUUUUUUUAAAUGUACCAAGCAGUGUUAUUUUUUGUUUUUUAUCUUUUACUGGCACCCAUGCAACUUUUGUAUUCACUUUUUAUAUAUGUUUUAUAAUAAUAAUAAUAAUAAAAUUGUACAUACUUUGUAACAAGAAUGUUGUAUUUCAUUGUUUUUCUAUUUAAAAUCUAUCCCCAAUCAA
This is a messenger RNA of Sebastes umbrosus (honeycomb rockfish), 5097 nucleotides long. RefSeq names its product zinc finger E-box-binding homeobox 2-like. The transcript is spliced from 8 exons. The coding region runs from base 296 to 3394 and encodes 1032 amino acids. Gene Ontology annotation, molecular function: DNA-binding transcription factor activity, RNA polymerase II-specific; RNA polymerase II cis-regulatory region sequence-specific DNA binding. Gene Ontology annotation, biological process: anatomical structure development; regulation of transcription by RNA polymerase II. NCBI's taxonomy places the organism in Eukaryota, Metazoa, Chordata, Actinopteri, Perciformes, Sebastidae. The record is from RefSeq and is a predicted model, not a curated record.